GGGAGAAUGGGCAGUGCCGCCUCUUGCGGCGUGGGUGGGGCUGACAAGAAUAGACUACAUUAUGCAGUUCAUUUAGUUAACAAGUGAAAUAAUGGGGAAGCGUGCAGUGGGAAUGCCGAGAGAAAGGCACAAAACCCUAUUGAGAGCUCUCGGCCGCUUACAGCGUAACCGUCACAUGGCCGAACCGAGUCCACGGCGGCUAUUUAAGGAGCGGCGCUGCGCCUUCAGCACCACUUCGCUGUCCACCGUCCUGAGGAGAGCACGCUGACACAACCACGCGCAGGCUUCAACCUCUUCAAACCACACUGCAAAGCAUCAAGUUUGCAAACAUGCCGAGGUCUUUUCUCGUGGAUUCCUUGAUUUUAAGGGAGGCCAACGACAAAGGGAACGAGAACAACCCACCUUUAUUCCCGUACGCCGUGCACUCGCCGCACCACCCGCACGGGCUGCCGGGCUCCUGCCACUCCAGGAAAGCCGGGCUGCUGUGCUUCUGUCCGCUGUGCAUGACCGCGUCCCAGCUCCACCCGUCACCACCGACACUGCCGCUCCUCAAAGCGUCUUUUUCACCCUUCAGCUCACAGUACUGUCACUCAGCUCUGUCCAGACAACACUCUUCAUCCAACAGCGUCAACCUCAGCCACGCACCGGGGAUAUACCAAGCUGCGUACUCAGUCCCAGACCCGCGACAGUUCCACUGCAUCUCCAUCGAAAACAGCAACAGCAAACUUCAGAGCAGCAAGCGCAUGCGCACGGCCUUCACCAGCACACAACUUUUGGAGCUGGAGCGAGAGUUCACCUCCAACAUGUACCUCUCCAGACUGAGGCGCAUCGAGAUCGCCACAUACCUGAACUUGUCCGAGAAACAGGUGAAAAUCUGGUUCCAGAACCGCCGAGUGAAGCACAAAAAGGAGGGCAAGAGCAGCGGCCAAAGGACUGGAUCACAUAACUGCAAAUGCUCGUCCCUGUCAACCGCGAGAUGCUCGGAGGAAGAGGAGGAUGACAUUCCCAUAUCUCCCUCCUCGUCCGAAAAGGAGGACGUGGACCUGUCCGUCUCCCCCUGAACUCUCCCACUUGCCUCCCCUCUGAAAGAUUUUGGUCCUCAUGAUUUUGAAUACAGCCAAAAAAAAAAAGACUGAUCCACUUGUGUUCAGUCGUGUGUACAUAGAAAGAGAAUAUUUAAUCAGGGAAUUGCCCUGAAUUAUUGUAUAGCUGUAUACAUGUUGUACGCUUUGUAUGUAGUUUUUUUCUGAAAACGGUCCAUUUGUUGUUGCCAAUCCGAUGAGUAUGGUAGGCAUAUUUGUAAAGACAAACCCAAAAAACAAUAGCAACAUUGUUUAUUAGUAUUUUGGGGGAGACAGUAUUUUGUAUACAUACUGGUUAGACUCAUUCUAUGUGGAUGGAACUGUGACUUCAAAUGUGGAAAGCUGGAGAGAAAUCCUCAUCGCUGAGAUCACUCUGAAAUUAUAUCUUCAGUGUAAUUGAAAAAUAUUUAUUUAUUUAAAAAUGUUGAUACUUAAAUAAAAAUAUUUCUGA
Molecule: messenger RNA, 1533 nt
Organism: Epinephelus fuscoguttatus (brown-marbled grouper)
Lineage: Eukaryota; Metazoa; Chordata; Actinopteri; Perciformes; Serranidae
Gene: gsx1
Product: GS homeobox 1
Exons: 2
Coding region: 330-1061 (243 amino acids)
Biological process (GO): regulation of DNA-templated transcription
Cellular component (GO): nucleus
Molecular function (GO): sequence-specific double-stranded DNA binding; DNA-binding transcription factor activity, RNA polymerase II-specific
Source: RefSeq, a predicted model, not a curated record